Molecule: messenger RNA, 1158 nt
Organism: Lucilia cuprina (Australian sheep blowfly)
Lineage: Eukaryota; Metazoa; Arthropoda; Insecta; Diptera; Calliphoridae
Product: macrophage mannose receptor 1-like
Exons: 4
Coding region: 380-1132 (250 amino acids)
Source: RefSeq, a predicted model, not a curated record
UUUACUCUUUUAUAAGACUAAACGUGCUAUAGAUAUUCAAAGUAGAUCCCGUACUGGCUAAUUCAAUGUCGUAAUAGUCUCAGUCUCAAUUAGUUAUUGGCAGGCUGGACUAGGAACUAUAAUAUUAACAAGGGAAAGGUCUAUCCUAUUGACUAGGACUAGCUGACAAUAGAUAAUGGACUAUUAAUGUAUUUAGUAUAGAAAGCUGUAUGUGGACUAGGACAGUUAAAUUCCGUAUCAUAUAUAUAUGACCAAUGAUUGACGGUAUGAAAAUCUGAACUCUCAUAUACCGAAGUUUCACAUAAAAAUCCUCCAAGUCGAUCUUCUUUAUCGGGGUAUAAACGAUUUAAGUAAUAUACGGUCUCCAACAAUCAAAACGAUGCUUAAGGGAAAAACGACAACACAUAGUUGCCACUGUCAACAUGUAACAGGCGCAGUUCAACGAUUCGAAAAUAAGCAAUAUUAUGUGGACCAAGAAAAAGAGUAUACGUUGGAUAAUAGUAUAAUAGAGUGUUUUAAACUGAACAUGUCAUUGAUCACAAUUGGCACCAUCAAGGAGGAGGAGGCAAUAAAUAAACUGUUAUUAAAUAAAACAAAUUUUCCAGAUGUACCGCAAUUAUGGAUUGGUGGCCUUAUAAUACCAGGAACACGUACUGCCAUUUGGAUUCAUACAGGUAGACUAUUCGAAAGCUGGUAUCGUGGAAAUCCAGAUUAUACAUUUAAUUGUAUUUUUAUUGGCUAUAAAUCUAAAACUCAAUGGACUGAUGGUACUUGUACGAAUAAACGUGGAUUCAUAUGUGAAUAUCCGAGCGAGUUAAAACUACAAGAAGAUCAUGAAAAGCUUAAAGAGGAAUUUCAAAUACAAAUGGAAAAAAUCGUACAUUUACAGGAUGAAUUAAAUAAAGAAAAACAAUUAUCCGUAACUCUUAAGCAACAGUUAGAAGCUAAGACAACUCAAGAGGCUGACAAUCCAGCCUUAGAAUCACCAAGCUCACAACAAGAACCAGCUCAAUCAUUACCAACUGCUGAGGCGAAUUCACUGGAAGUGCCAAAUAAUGAAACGCAGGAAUAUCGAUCACAAUUUUUAUUUUCACACGUUUAUAAUGCAUUUUUUAUGCCUAACAUAAAUUAAAGUUAAAAUUUUUGUUUAAAUAAAUU